GUUGCCGGGCUGCAGCUCCAAGGCACAAGUGGGUCUGAGGCAGGAGCGGCUGCGGCGGCGGCGGCAGCCGGUAGCGUGGACUUGAGGAAGACUGGGGGAACCCCAUGCUUCCGGAGCCGGCUGGCUCCCCGGCACUUUCCUCCUCCGCCAAAACUUUGGGUCGAGAGAGGUGGGGGCGGGGGGCGCCAAGGCAGUGUCCCGUCAGCGGGAGGCUGCGGGCGGACCUGGGGAGUACCUGGCCAGCCAGUGCCAGGCUGCGUUUGCAACCAGCACCUCUGGGCACACUGGCAGCGCCACCCGGGAGCCGGGGCGCGGGCUGGAGGAGCCCCAUGAAAACAACAACAGAGCCCUCACGCCAGCGGGGGCUCUUUGCAGCCCGUGGAGCCCCAAACUUCGUUGCGGCGAAAUUAGCAUGGUCUUGGCUGCCGAGGAGGUCACUAUCAUAUGACAAAGGCUUUGCCACAGUUCAUUGUCCUCCCUGUGUACUUUCCAUUUGCCUUCCUGGCCCGGACAUUUCCAGCAACAGGGAGAAACUGUGCCAUGGGCGCAGCAGCCUAGAGAGGGCUGGAUGGGGCAGGAUUUCCAGGGUCCUGGCUCUGCUUCUCCCCUUCACCCUGGAGCCAGAGGGAUCCAAGAGCCAAGCUGCAUCAGCAGGUGGACUCCAGUCUGCAGACUACCAUGCUGAUGCCGGGAGGUCUAUGACCCGCCACACCUUCCAUGACAACCGGCCACUCAACACCAUCUCCCGGAUUUCGAGCGGCUCUGACAUCCUCCUUACAGAUCCUGGUGCACCCACAGGUCGCAGGACAACACAAGCUGCAACAGAGACGAGGGUCCAUACUAAGUAAACAUAAAGUGCACACUGGCUGAACUUGGCAAGCUGAUGUCAGAGAUGCAGGCCGCUCCAGCUCAUAGAAACCCCACUUCCUGUUCCUCUUCAAGCUUGAUUGGUGGAUUCUCCCCCUUCCCUCCCCUGAUUGGAUGGGCCUG
This is a messenger RNA of Nycticebus coucang (slow loris), 990 nucleotides long. RefSeq lists its product as uncharacterized. The transcript is spliced from 3 exons. The coding region runs from base 105 to 848 and encodes 247 amino acids. NCBI's taxonomy places the organism in Eukaryota, Metazoa, Chordata, Mammalia, Primates, Lorisidae. The record is from RefSeq and is a predicted model, not a curated record.